Messenger RNA from Salvia miltiorrhiza (redroot sage), 1628 nucleotides. Its product is annotated as probable beta-1,3-galactosyltransferase 14. NCBI's taxonomy places the organism in Eukaryota, Viridiplantae, Streptophyta, Magnoliopsida, Lamiales, Lamiaceae. The record is from RefSeq and is a predicted model, not a curated record. Gene Ontology annotation, molecular function: hexosyltransferase activity. Bases 361 to 1389 code for a protein of 342 amino acids. The transcript has 7 exons. Gene Ontology annotation, cellular component: Golgi membrane.
UUUUUCCUUCCAACGACUUUGUAACUGUUGUAGUAAUGCGAUUUUAACGUUUUAUCUUAAAGUCGCUCAACUUCCCAAACCGCUUUCCCGUUCAUUCCAACUCCCAAGAUACAAUUUCUGUAGCCUACAGCCUCUGCUACUCUUCUCCACUUCCCACUCAAUUCUCUCUCUGUAUCUACGUUAGAGGUUUCCACGGCAACUCACAUUCCGUAUUUGUGAUCCCAGUUUUACCUCAAGUAGCUGCUUCACAGAUCAGGGAAAUCUGAAACGCAAACCCAAAACCUCCAAAUAUCAAAUUCCCCUUUACUAAUACAAAAGAAAAGGGAAAAAGGAUAACACGUUCAAUCUCCCAGCUCCAAAAUGCCGUCUUCUCCCAAGGCAUUCUACGCGCGCCCAUCCUCCAACAACCGCAGAUCCACGCUCAUGAUCAUUAUCUGUCUAAUUCUCGGGCUUUCGGCCGUUAUCGGGCUGUACGGCAUGGUGCAAUCGGGCCGGAGCAAUGGAUGCGGUGAUGUUAAGCCGCUAUCAGUGUCUGUGACGUGGGAUAAAUCUUCCUCCCACAGUAGUGGCGGCGGCGCCUUGCCUCAGAAGCGUCACAAAGUUAUGGGAUUUGUGGGUGUUCAAACCGGGUUCGGAUCGGCGGGCCGACGCCGGUCUCUGCGUAGGACUUGGUUUCCCUCUGAUCACCAGGGGCUUCGACGGUUAGAAGAAAGCACCGGUUUGGUUUUCAGAUUUAUUAUUGGUAGAACCAACGAUAGAUCGAAGAUGUCAGCUCUUAAGGAGGAGGUCACCAAGUAUGAUGAUUUCUUGCUGAUAGAUAUUGAAGAGGAGUACAGUAAGCUCCCAUACAAAACCUUGGCUUUCUUCAAAGCUGCUUAUGCUCUUUAUGAGUCUGAUUUCUACGUCAAGGCUGAUGAUGACAUAUAUUUACGACCAGAUCGUCUUUCCUUGCUUCUAGCUAAAGAGCGGUCUCAUUCACAAACAUACCUCGGGUGCAUGAAGAAGGGACCUGUGUUUACUGAUCCAAAGUUAAAAUGGUAUGAACCUCUUGGACAUUUGCUUGGGAAGGAGUACUUUCUUCACGCAUAUGGUCCAAUUUAUGCCCUUUCUGCAGAUGUUGUCGCAAGCUUGGUUGCAUUAAGAAAUGACAGUUUCCGAAUGUUUAGCAAUGAGGAUGUAACCAUUGGUUCGUGGAUGCUUGCAAUGAAUGUCAAUCACGAGGACAGUAAGCUACUAUGUCAGGCGGAGUGUACGGCCUCAUCUAUUGCUGUAUGGGACAUUCCUAAAUGUUCAGGGUUGUGCAAUCCCGAGAAGAGGAUGCUGGAACUCCAUGAGCAAGACACUUGCUCGAAAAGUGCAACUCUCCCAUCCGAUGAAGACGAAAAGUGAUGUUCUUCUACAUACAAAAUUCAGAUGAUGACCUUGUGCAGCUCUGUACCAUAUAUUCUGCAGAAAAGAAAAGAAAAGCUUCUGGGCCGUUGAUUGUCCUGAUGAAAAAUGAGAAUUUUUGUCACAGGAUUUUUACAUUGUUAGAAGAUGUAGGUGGUGGUGGUGGUGGAAUUGCCCAAAACUUUCAUUUGUAUCAUAUUUCACUCUUUCUAUGAAAAUACUACACAUUUUCUGGUCAA